AUGAUUUGUUCUUAUGAUUUAUGCAAUAAAUUGAUAAGUUUAGAUUCCUUAAUGAAUGGGCUGACAAUAUAAUGUUUAUGGUGUCCAAAUGCUUUUUAUUGCUGCGAAAUUUGUAGACAAUAGGAUAGGUACUAUUAGAAAGUAAUUAACUGUUAGCAAGCAUUAAUAAUUAUGUGGAGGGUCAUAGCAAUAAGUUCUUGUAGACAAAUCAAAUAUUAUAAAAGAAAUGCAAUUAUUAGAAUAAAUAGGAUAAGGGAGUUUUGGAACAGUGCAUAAAAUAUCAAUAUAAGGCUAAUUAUAUGCUUUAAAGAAGAUGAAUAAAAAUAAAUGUUCAAAGGAAGUUAGAAUACAUAAGCAUUUGAAUCAUAAAAACAUAAUUUAGUUUCAUUACUUCAUAGAAGAUGAUGAUUAUAUAUAUAUAAUUAUGGAAUAUGCAUGUAAAACAUUGUUAAUUUUUAGCUCAGGGCACAUUAACAUAGAAUAGAGAGAAUUGUAAUAUUCAAAGCAUCUUCAUACAAUUAUGUGAAGCUAUCAUGUAUCUUCAUUAAAAGGGUAUUAUUCAUAGAGAUUUAAAACCUGAUAAUAUUUUAUUAGACAAAAAUGGGAAUCCUAAAAUUUGUGAUUUUGGCUUAGCUACAUAUGAAAGUGUAAUAAGUAGUUUUUCUGGAACAUUUGAAUUUAUGGCACCAGAAGUAAUUAAGAAUUUACCUUAAACCAAAAAAAUUGAUGUAUGGUCUUUAGCUGCUAUAUUAUACUGGUUGCUGGAAAACAAACCAUUAGUAUAAGGUUUAAUAAUAAACAAAUUUAGGCAAUUAGCUAGAAAAGAUUCAGUAAAUUCUAGAUUUUACGUCACCUAAAUUUACAAAAAUAACAAAUCCAUUAAUUAAAGAUCUAUUAAAUCAGAUGCUACUACCAGAUCCUGAUAAUAGAAUUUCAUUGUAAGGUGUGCUAAAUCAUAAAUGGAUAUAAAGCAUAAAUACAAUAGAGAAAGAAAUUAAUGAUAUUUCUACAUAGCCAAGUGUUUAAAAAUAACAAUAAAUAGAAAUUUAAUAAUAAAUGUAAAAACAAAAUAUAAGCAUUUUGUAAAAAGUUGUAUCACUUUUUGGUUGCGGAGGGAGAGAAAAACUGUUUUGA
Molecule: messenger RNA, 1134 nt
Organism: Paramecium primaurelia
Lineage: Eukaryota; Ciliophora; Oligohymenophorea; Peniculida; Parameciidae
Source: the annotation of a GenBank genome assembly